AUGACCGAACAGCUAAUUUUGCGCGGUACUCUGACCGGUCAUAGAGGUUGGGUGACACAAAUCGCAACCACUCCCUCUCAACCCGAUUUGUUGUUGUCCUCUUCGCGUGAUAAAACCUUGAUCGUCUGGGACCUACGCCGAGACUAUGGAGAUUGUGGUAUUGCUCAGAGAGCACUGCAUGGUCAUAACCAUUUUGUUAGUGACAUAGUUAUGUCUUCCGAUGGACAAUUCGCACUUUCCGGGUCGUGGGAUCACACUCUCCGACUGUGGGAUUUACAAACCGGUAAGACAACGCGGCGCUUCUCCGGGCAUACUGGUGAUGUGCUGAGUGUGGCUUUUAGUGCUGAUAAUCGGCAAAUUGUAAGUGGAUCGCGCGAUAAAACUGCCCGAUUAUGGAACACCCUUGGUCAUUGCAAGUUCACCUUUGAGGAAUCUGGCCACACUGACUGGGUCUCGUGUGUGCGCUUCUCACCGAACACCGAAAAUCCUAUCGUCGUGACUUGCGGUUGGGACAAGAAAGUGAAGGUCUGGAGUUUGACAAACUGCAACCUGCGGACCACACACGUGGGCCAUACGGGUUACCUGAACACAGUUACGGUUUCCCCGGAUGGAUCUUUGUGCGGAAGUGGUGGAAAAGAUGGUCAAGCCAUGCUUUGGGAUUUGACGAACCAGAAAUUCUUGUACACACUGAAUAGCGGUGGCAUUAUAAAUGCCUUAUGUUUCUCUCCCAACCGGUACUGGUUGUGCGCUGCGGUGGGUCCGAGCAUCAAAAUUUGGGAUUUGGAGAGUAAAGUUUUGGCUGACGAGCUGAAACCUGAAUUGGUAUCUGCGAUGACCGGUGGAAAGCAAGUAACACCUGAUUGUACUUGUCUCGCGUGGUCCGCCGACGGUCAAACGCUCUUCGCUGGCUAUACGGACAAUGUAAUCAGAGUGUGGCAGUUGACUUCUACUGGAUACUAA
Messenger RNA from Echinostoma caproni, 960 nucleotides. NCBI's taxonomy places the organism in Eukaryota, Metazoa, Platyhelminthes, Trematoda, Plagiorchiida, Echinostomatidae. The record is from the annotation of a GenBank genome assembly.